AUGGCACUCCAAGGAGGUUCCUGUCAGGGGGGAUCUCCUCUCUCGGGUGCAGGGGGCAAUCCUACACCCCCGCCCCAAGAUAUUGAAGCUUCAGGUCUGGCCCCUAAGGGGGACCAGUUCCUAGAGGCGGGCCUCUCAUCUGAGGCGGCUGAGGCCUUCCUGCAGACCGCGCCUUUUCUCCUGGGACCUCUCUGUGAUCUUCCAAAGAAAGUCUCAGUGUCCAUCAGUCCCUCUGGUGAGAUAGAGGAGGACAGUUCAGUGACUCUGACCUGUAUCAGUGAUGCUAACCCACCUGUACAGAACUACACUUGGUUUAAGGGGAAGACAUUUGUAGGAAAGGAAAAGACCUACAACAUCUCCAAGAUCAGCUCUGAGGACAGUGGAGAGUACAAGUGCAAGUGCAGUAAUGAAGUCGGACAUCAGGACUCCAACAGUGUGACUCUGAAUGUUCUGUAUCCUCCAAAGAAUGUCUCAGUUUCCAUCAGUCCCUCUGGUGAGAUAAUGGACGACAGUUUAGUGACUCUGACCUGUAGCAGUGAUGCUAACCCACCUGUACAGAACUACACUUGGUUUAAGGGGAAGACAUUUGUAGGAAAGGAAAAGACCUACAACAUCUCCAAGAUCAGCUCUGAGGACAGUGGAGAGUACAAGUGCAAGUGCAGUAAUGAAGUUGGACAUCGGUACUCCAACAGUGUGACUCUGAAUGUUCUGUAUCCUCCAAAAAAUGUCUCAGUGUCCAUCAGUCACUCUGGUGAGAUAAUGGAGGACAGUUCAGUGACUCUGACCUGUAGCAGUGAUGCUAACCCACCUGUACAGAACUACACCUGGUUUAAGGUGAAAGAAUCAUCACCUGUCGGCUCUAGACAGAGUUACAGAGCUGUACAGAGUGGACAGUAUUACUGUGAGGCUCAGAAUAAACACGGCUCUGAGAGAUCAGCUGCAGUGUCUGUCACUAUUAAUGGUACUGUGAUUGUGAUUGUGUAUGUGACUGUUGGACUCGGACUUUUUGGGCUUGCAGCUCUUCUCUCUGCACUCUUAUGGCUGAGAAGCAAGAGACAGAAGAAGAAGGUAGAUGAAUGUGACAAUCAGAACACUGGGCCGAGUGCUAAAGACGACACGUAUGCAGCUCUAGACUCCACAGGCUGGGCAGCUGAUGAUGUGUAUCACACACUUGCAAUUUCUCAUCCCAGUCCUCAUGCUGAUUCAACCACAUCCUCUGACUAUGAGAAUAUUGCAGUGCGUUUGAGCAUUUUGAUCCCAAACCACCAGUAGAUUAAAUACUAAUUUAAUAAUAAAUGUUUUAUAUGAAAAUGUGCUACAAUACAUUGAGGCCGACUCUGUGUAGACUCUGCUAUACUAAAGAGGAGAUCUGAACUCUAUGUGAUCUUUUGCAUCAAUACAACAUUACAAUACAGCCAGCACUAGAGGUCAGCUCCACCAGGCAGGGAAAGGAACCCUACGCCUGAGGGU
Tachysurus fulvidraco (yellow catfish) is the source of this 1470-nucleotide messenger RNA. RefSeq names its product B-cell receptor CD22-like. Bases 1 to 1272 code for a protein of 423 amino acids. Lineage: Eukaryota; Metazoa; Chordata; Actinopteri; Siluriformes; Bagridae. The record is from RefSeq and is a predicted model, not a curated record. The transcript has 9 exons.